GCCACGUGGUGGGCGGACCUGGGCAAUUCUGAGCCUAAGACCUCAAAAGACCCCGAAUUCCACCGAGAGUCCCCAGGCGGGUGCUGAGAGGCAAGCGCGAGUUCGAGAUCGGAAGAGAGCGAGGGCAGCGCCAUGGCCAGCAAGGGUCGCGAGGGCGAGCACCCAUCCGUGACGCUCUUCCGUCAGUACCUGCGCAUCCGCACCGUCCAGCCUGAGCCCGACUACGGGGCUGCUGUGGCCUUCCUUGAGGAGAGAGCCCGCCAGCUGGGCCUGGGCUGUCAGAAAGUGGAGGUGAGCCUGCGGCCCUGCGUGGAGAGCGGAGUCGGGCCCUGGGCAGCUCCUCACCCUGCACUGACCACCUCUCCUCCUGGCCCUCUCCAGGUGGUACCUGGCCAUGUGGUGACCGUGCUGACCUGGCCGGGCACCAACCCCACACUCUCCUCCAUCUUGCUCAACUCCCACACAGAUGUGGUGCCUGUCUUCAAGGAGCAUUGGAGUCAUGACCCCUUUGAGGGCUUCAAGGAUGCAGAUGGCUACAUCUAUGGCAGGGGCGCCCAGGACAUGAAGUGCGUCAGCAUCCAGUACCUGGAGGCUGUGAGGAGGCUGAAGGUUGAGGGCCACCAUUUCCCCAGAACCAUCCACAUGACCUUUGUGCCAGAUGAGGAGGUUGGAGGUCACCAAGGCAUGGAGCUCUUUGUGAAGCGGCCCGAGUUCCAGGCCCUGAGGGCUGGCUUUGCCCUGGAUGAAGGCCUAGCCAGCCCCACUGACGCCUUCACUGUCUUUUACAGUGAGCGGAGCCCCUGGUGGCUAAGGGUCACGAGCACUGGGAAGCCAGGGCAUGGCUCGCGCUUCAUUGAGGACACAGCAGCAGAGAAGCUGCACAAGGUCAUCAACUCUAUCCUGGCUUUUCGGGAGAAGGAGAAGCAGAGGCUGCAGUCAAACCAGCUGAAGCCGGGGGCUGUGACCUCCGUGAACCUGACUAUGCUAGAGGGUGGCGUGGCCUAUAACGUCGUUCCUGCCACCAUGAGUGCCUGCUUUGACUUCCGCGUAGCACCGGAUGUGGACCUGAAGGCUUUCGAGGAGCAGCUGCAGAGUUGGUGCCAGGCAGCUGGCGAGGGGGUCACCUUUGAGUUUGUUCAGAAGUGGAUGGAGACGCAAGUGACAUCUACUGAUGACUCAGACCCCUGGUGGGCAGCAUUUAGUGGGGUCUUCAAGGAUAUGAAGCUUGCCCUAGAGCUAGAGAUCUGCCCUGCUUCCACUGACGCCCGCUAUAUUCGUGCGGCGGGGGUUCCGGCUCUGGGCUUCUCACCCAUGAACCACACACCGGUGCUGCUCCAUGACCAUGAUGAGCGGCUGCAUGAGGCCGUGUUUCUCCGUGGGGUUGACAUAUACACUCAGCUGCUGUCUGCCUUGGCCAGCGUGCCCGCACUGCCCAGUGAAAGCUGAGCUCCAGCGCUUAGGACCCCUCUUCCCUCCUGCCCAACAAUAAAGUCUGUGUGGACAGGGCCCACUUCUGAAGUACUAACAGCAAGAUGUUUAUGGAAUAGGAGUUCAAAGGUAGACUUCAGAGUCAUACUUCAGAGAUGAGGACCAUACAUACACCAUGGUUGUACCUGCUGCCCCAGCAUAAUUAAGAGCAACUUUUUGAGCCUCCCCAGGACCCAAGGGUGGAUUAUACCAUGCUCAAGACUGGUUCUGAGGAUUUAGUGUGAUGAGCAACAGUACUUCACUUGCUGCUCUGAAGAUUAAGACAGUGAAGGUGAAGCAGCUCAUCUGUGGAGCACAGAAGAAUCAAGCAGUCAUGCAAGUAAAGCAGUGCCACCACUGCAUCUCCCCAGGCCCUCUAUAAUUGGGGGACUAUACAAUCUAGAGCAGUGAUGCUGGCCAGGCACACCUGGAACCUGAACUCAGGCCAGAAUGCAGACUUCUGGGUCCUGACAAGGAUGUCUGGGAUUCCUCCCUGUACUCAUCAGCCUGCCCUGUCUGGCAAGCUUUGCCUCCGUGCACUCCUCAUCUACUAGGUCCCCUUGCACUCCAGGGCCCUAUUUCCCACACACCAUCAUCCAGGGAAGGCUAAAAUCUAUUCCCACACGAAACGAAGGGACCAACCCCACCUGAACCCAAGUUCCAGCCCUGAGAUCACAGGCAGAGGCUGACUGACAGAUCCUGAGGCAGGUUUAUUUGUACAAACACAGGACACCAGCCCCGUAUAGACAGCAGCCCAGGGAUCACACCAGUCCUUCUGUCCUCACAUUGGCAGAUAAACACCUCUAUUGUGGAGCUUUUGUGGGGGCCUGGGCA
Sus scrofa (pig) is the source of this 2301-nucleotide messenger RNA. The record is from RefSeq and is a predicted model, not a curated record. Lineage: Eukaryota; Metazoa; Chordata; Mammalia; Artiodactyla; Suidae.